Molecule: messenger RNA, 1489 nt
Organism: Erythranthe guttata (spotted monkey flower)
Lineage: Eukaryota; Viridiplantae; Streptophyta; Magnoliopsida; Lamiales; Phrymaceae
Biological process (GO): response to photooxidative stress; photosystem I assembly
Cellular component (GO): chloroplast thylakoid membrane
Source: RefSeq, a predicted model, not a curated record
AUAUAUAUAUAUGUACUAUGGGGUGAGGAACGUGGCAGCCACCCCCAUUGCUUGGAUAGACAUGGCAUCCACCUUGUCCAUAUAUAUAAUAUAGAUAUAUAUGUGUGCAUAUAAGUAGUGGUUAGCUGAAUCUCCGGGUCAGGACCAAUCUGCCUUGCAAGUAUGGCUCAGCGUGCAGAAGCAGCCGCAGCCGCCGAGAGGCAGAUUUCGGUGGAUCCAAUUUCUCUCAAAGAAAAAGAAGCAGCAGAAGCAGAAGAAGAUGAUCGCAUCCAUAAAAAAUCUUAUGGUGGGGCAAAAAUGGAGGUGAUCUCUUCUCCACAGAAUAAAUUUUUGUGUAAAUUCAUAAACUGCAGCCUGCCAAACUCACCAAGGCAGCAGAAGAAGAAAUACGAGGAGGGGCGUGUAGGUGUAAUGGCUCGGCAGCACUCGGUGGCUAUCAGCAAUCUGGAGCGGCUACGACAAAGCCACUUGCGGAGGAGCAAGUCAUGCGGCGAAGGAAGACUAUGCCAACCAUCCAUUGACUUUGAUAUGUGCACCACCACCACCACCACCACCACCACCACUACCAAUAAGAAUAAGAAUAAGAUGGAAGGUCAUGGAAUGAAUAAAGAAGAAGAAGCAACAGAAGAAGAAGCAACAGAAGAAGAAGAAGAAGAAGAAGAAGAAGACGGAGAAGAAGAUAAAGAGAAAAAGAAAGAAAUGGUAUUCAACAACAAGAAAGGAGGCGAGGAAACAUAUGAAGAAAAGUUCAAAUGUGGGGCGUGCAUGUUCCUUCCAGGCUUUGGCAAAGGCAAAGCAGUGAAAGCGAGAAAGGAUCCCGAAACACAUGAGGUAUUGACAACACAUAUAGACAUGAUGGUUUCACAUAGGGCGUCUCUCGAGAAAUUUGAAUGCGGUUCAUGGAGGUCAUCUGCCAUGAUUAAUUACGAUGAUGAAUAUCAUCAUAAUAAUAAAAAAGAUGGCGAUGUUGAUGAUGAUGAUGAUACCUCAAAUCUCUUCUUUGAUCUUCCAGUCGAGCUCAUACGAUGCAGUAGUGUCAACGAUACAGACUUCCCAGUCACCACUGGUUUUAUGUUCGACAAUAAUAUUAUUAUUAAUAAUAAUAAUAAGGAUUCUCAACGCAAAGGAGUUCUCAAAACUGCUGUUGGAACUAAUAAUAAUGGUGCUGAUAGGAAAUCGAACGUCGAAUCUUUCAAUUCAUCCCGACAUGUUCGUUUCUCUACUUCCUCCUCUCCUGCUUCUCCAACUUCUGCUUGCAUUACCCCUCGCCUUCUCAAAGCCAGGGAUGACUUCAAUGCCUUCUUAGAAGCACAGACAGCAUGACUCUUUUUUCUUUUCCCACCAAUUCUAUUGCUCGACGAUUCCUUCCUUUUUCAUUUUACUUGUUUGUAUCUUGGAGUGAAAUUAUUCAUGUUCUGAUUGCUCGAUCAUGAGGGUGCUUUGAAAUCAUGGAAUUCACCUUUUGGAAAUGCUAUAUAUACUUGUUACU